This is a messenger RNA of Brassica napus (rape), 2018 nucleotides long. RefSeq lists its product as uncharacterized. The transcript has a single exon. NCBI's taxonomy places the organism in Eukaryota, Viridiplantae, Streptophyta, Magnoliopsida, Brassicales, Brassicaceae. Bases 645 to 1667 code for a protein of 340 amino acids. The record is from RefSeq and is a predicted model, not a curated record.
GCUAAAUCUAUAAUUACUUUGUGGGUGUGACAGCAUUAAAUAAUUGGAUGUUGUAGGACAGAAAAUUAUUUGUGUUGCCACAAAACAAGUAAAUAUUGUGUGGCCAUAAGUACAGAAGUAAUUACAACUCGGACCAUUUAUAGUUUUACAUCUGAAUUUACGUUUCGUCAUAAACAUUUGAGUAAUCUCUUAUUGUCGUUUGCGACUUAAGGUAAACUAAUAAAUCUAUAUAUGGAAGCGAUGAUCGUACCAACUCAAUUAUGGCGAGACAAAACCGUGGCUUUGACUUGUUUUUGAAGUAUACCUCUGAACUAAUAUUACAGAUUCUGACGUACUUGUACUAAUAAAUUUGGUAGUAAACAUACACAGAGAUGGACUGAAUCAAAAAUAUGUUCUGAAUCAUAAAAUAUGUUUUUUAUAAGAAGAAAACUCUAUACUAAUGUAUUUGGGCCUUUUAACCCGACCCGACUCGAUUUUUUUACGUGAAAUUAUUGGAUCUAGUAAAUGAAGACACGUGUGUGCUGUGUAUGUGUGAAUCUGAGCUGAGUUGUAUAUAUUGCUUGUCUCUGUCACUGCCACUUCUCCGCAAACCCUAAAAACACUCUCUCCCUCUUUCUCUCUCUCUCUCUCUCUCUCGACUGUAAAUGGCGACGGUUUGCGUUAGAAAUGUUGGUACUUCGCCGGAGAAGAAGCUAUCAACGGCGACUUACUCUUGUAGAACCUCCAAAAUGUCAGUGAUGAGCCAAAAAACUCAACCGUCGGAUCCUAAGUCAGAAAACGAAGAUCCUGUAGACUUUGAGUUUCUUCUCGAAGAUCCGGUGACAAUGCUAACCGCCGACGAGCUUUUCUCCGACGGCAAACUAAUCCCACUUAAGUUUUCCGGCUCGGUAAGUUCGAGGGAGAAGCGUAUAACAACGUCUAUUAACACGGCGGCGAAACCAUGCCGAAGAUUAGAGAUGGAGAGUGCUGAUCCUUACGCCUUCUCUCCUAGAGCUCCUCGUUGCACCAUGAGAUGGCGUGAGCUUCUAGGCCUUAAGAAACUCACCAAAACGCCAGAAGAAGCGUCCUCACCGCCGUCGCGGUUGUCUUCUUCUACUCCAAACCCCAAAACGGCGUCGUUUAGGUAUUUACUCAACCGAAGCUUCAAAUCUUCUAAGGACUCGGACAUCUCGGAGACGUCAACGUCCAUCUCCUCUUCACGUCUCUCCCUCUCCUCAUCCUCUUCCUCCGGCCACGACCUCGACGACGCUCCUAGGCUCUCUCUAGACCACGACAACAAACCAAACAACGCUCCAAACCCGUUUGCUCAGUCACGUGCCCACCACCACCAUCUUAGGAAGCUACGACGUCAUUCACCGUCUGAUAAAACGACGGAGAGGGUGUUAACGGUGACGGCGGAUAGUCCGAGACUAAAUGCUUCGGGGAAGAUCGUGUUUCAUGGGCUCGAGAGAAGCUCUAGCAGUCCCGGUAACUUCACAGGCGGACCAAGAAUGAAGCAUCACCAUGGGAUGCCGAGAUCUCAAUCUGCUAAUGUGAGAAUCACUCCUGUUCUUAAUGUUCCUGUCUCUUCCCUCCGUGGUGGUGGUUCGAUACCAGGUCUCUCCUUUGGCCAGCUUUUCACUUCUUCGUCUGGGAACAACAUUACCAAGAACCGUACCAAGACUUGAACCGACUAGCUAAACCGGAUUCAACUUGUACUUGUACCGGCUUUAGUAGCAAAGAGCUUCGUUUUAGUGGGGGUGGUUUCAUCAGAUGAGGUUAGAUUUGGGUUCAAAAUGUAAAUAAAGAGAAAUAUAUGAUUUUCUAUUGUGGUUCUGCAUGGAGCGAGUUGUUCGAAACUGGAGAAAACAAGACAGUCAUUAAAAUACUGUAGCAAGAGUAAGAAGUGCUUCCCAUGUUCAGAGGGUUUAUAUUCGAAGAUAUUAAACCACAUGUUUAGAUAAUAUAAAAAUGUUUUGGCUCGUUAUCGACGUACCAUUGUACUUUAUUAGUAAUUUAGUAUCAUACUUGUAUUUACA